AUGGAUGUUAAUCAUAAUGUGUAUAGCAAGGAUCAUGAAAUUUUAUUCCAUAAUAGAUCAUCUCUGAAAAUUGGUGAAAUAGAAAGAUAUAUUAUUACUUACGAUCUGUAUGAAGGGGAAACUCUUCCGAGUGAUUUGACAUUGGAUUCCCUCUGGAUUAAAAUUAAAAAUGUUGAGGCGCUUUCCUACAGAGCAGCUUAUUUGAUGGGUCCAUACUCACUGUAUUUUGAUGUUAGAACACACGCAUAUCAUCAUUCCCAAACAAUUUAUGCCUCAGUAGAUCGACCCCAAUUCGCUUCAAAUCUUCAAGCUCAGCAGCACAGGAUUGCUGAAUUAUCACUGCAUAGAAUUCAAAAGAAAUAUGUUUGGACCAUUGACAUUGUAAGCCAGGUUCUCUUUUCUACUAAUACAAAUGUUACAUACGAAAUUACAGUAAGUAAUUCGGAGCAAUGUUUAAAAAUAAAUGAUUCGUCAGAUUUGAUUCCAAGCAUGGACUCGUUUUGCUCUCGAAUGCAUGUAUCUAAAAUAACGACAGCCGACAUUUGGAAAUUACCUCCCCAGCUUAUUCCUUCUAAGAAAAAGAAGCAUUUGGUCGUAUUAACCCAUGGACUACAUUCAAAUGUUUCAGCUGAUAUGGCCUAUAUUCAAGAACAAAUAUAUAAAAUACAAUCGCCGGAAGAUGAAGAACAGUAUGUGGUUGACGGCUACACAAAGAAUGUGUGUGAGACAGAAAAGGGUAUUAAGUACUUAGGUAGACGUGUUGCAGAAUAUAUCAUUGAUAAAUUGUAUGAUGAUUCUGUUUGCAAAAUAUCAUUUAUUGGGCAUUCAUUAGGUGGUCUUGUUCAAGCGUUUGCGGUUGUUUAUCUAGGAGCAAAAUAUCCCUGGUUCUUUCAGAAAGUUGAACCUAUUAAUUUCAUUACGUUAGCAUCGCCAUUAUUGGGUAUUGUUACAGAUAAUCCUGCAUAUAUCAAAAUCUUGUUAUCAUUAGGUGUUAUUGGUAAAACUGGUCAAGAUUUAGGACUACAAUCAAAUGACCCACAUGAAUUGCCUUUAUUAUAUUUAUUAUCUGGUGAACCAUUAAACACUAUAUUGUCUCAUUUUAGGAGACGAACUGUUUAUUCAAACGCCGUUAAUGAUGGAGUGGUGCCUUUGUAUUCCUCAUCGUUAUUAUUCCUUAAUUAUGAGGAUACUUUAAAGAAAAUGCAUGAAAUCGAAAAUAUGGUGCCAGAGAAUGUCUUGAUCCCUCAUAAUAUCCCUACUCUUCAACAAACCACAUCAUCAUCUUUUGACAAAUUUUGGAAAAUCUUGAACCCGAAUAAUAUUCUACAAACCCCAGAAACCAUCCCAAAAGUCUCACUCUUCGAGACUGCAUCAUCAAUUUUAUUACCUCCAGAUCCCGAUAUGACAUAUAUUACAAAACCAAAUUCGCGAUAUUUUGUUAUUGUUCAUGAUAAACUAUACUCACAGGAAGAUAUUCCACAAGAGGAUAGUAACGAUGACGCUAAUCUAAUGGAAAGCAAUAACGUCUUAUUACAGGCUUUCUCUAUGGGUAAUGAGCGCAAAAGAUAUCAAAAAUUAGAAGAAUUAAUUGCUCGUCGAUGGCAUAAAGGAAUAAUAUGGAGAAAAGUUGUUGUGGCAUUGAAACCAGAUGCACACAACAACAUUAUUGUCCGUAGAAGAUUCACAAAUGCAUAUGGUUGGCCAGUUAUAGAUCACCUAAUUGAAAAUCACUUUAUGCUAGAGGAUUCGACAGAACCGCACCACGAAGAGUUCGAUAUUCAAGACGUGCUAGACAGACAUGAUCUAUCGUGGAUUUUCAAUAUCAACGAAAGUAGUAUAUUUGAUCAAGGACCAACUGGUAUGAUCUCUACUGUGAAUGAUAUGUUUGACACAAUAUCAAAAAGAACAUUGGCCAAUCUAAGUAAUGUUAUAGAAGAAAAUGAAUUAAAUCCAGAGGAUGAUGUUGUCCGAUACGAAGAAAAAAAUAGUGACUUGUAUGGUUAA
Molecule: messenger RNA, 2004 nt
Organism: Maudiozyma saulgeensis
Lineage: Eukaryota; Fungi; Ascomycota; Saccharomycetes; Saccharomycetales; Saccharomycetaceae
Source: the annotation of a GenBank genome assembly